Doryrhamphus excisus (bluestripe pipefish) is the source of this 3749-nucleotide messenger RNA. Its product is annotated as sodium bicarbonate cotransporter 3-like. Gene Ontology annotation, biological process: regulation of intracellular pH; monoatomic anion transport; bicarbonate transport. NCBI's taxonomy places the organism in Eukaryota, Metazoa, Chordata, Actinopteri, Syngnathiformes, Syngnathidae. The record is from RefSeq and is a predicted model, not a curated record. Gene Ontology annotation, molecular function: solute:inorganic anion antiporter activity; sodium:bicarbonate symporter activity; monoatomic anion transmembrane transporter activity. Gene Ontology annotation, cellular component: plasma membrane; basolateral plasma membrane; apical plasma membrane.
AAAAAGGUGGGUCUUCAAACUGGAGUCGCUAUAUAGUCCACAUUGUUUAGACGCGGCGGCAGAGGGCAUUGUUGACGAUCAGUUAGUGUGUUGUAGUAUCAUUUUUCAGCCUUGAUGAGCCUAAAACUUCCCAGGAGGAAGAUGAGUUUUCCCGGUGGUGUGAAAAUGGCGGAAGACAUCAGCGAUCAGAUGAGACCGCUACUCACAUCCGGUAAUGAUGAUGAGGCGGUCUUGGAUAGAGGGAAGACCAGCGCCACGCUCUCCACUAACUUUGAGAAGGAGGACCUGGAGAGUCACAGGGCGCUCUAUGUUGGCGUCCAUGUCCCAUUGGGUCGACAGAGCCGCCGGCGGCACCGUCACAGAGGACACAAGCAUCACCGCAGAAGGAGGGAUCGUUUGGAGCGGGAAGACGACCAAGAGUGUCCAUCAUAUGACACGCCCUCCCAAAGGGUACAGUUCAUCCUCGGCACGGAGGAUGAUGACGAGGAGCACGUUCCCCAUGACCUCUUUACCGAACUGGACGAGCUCGCCUUCAGGGACGGAGACAUCCUGGAGUGGAAGGAGACUGCCAGGUGGUUGAAGUUUGAGGAAGACGUAGAGGAUGGCGGUGAGCGUUGGAGUAAACCUUAUGUGGCCACGUUGUCACUGCAUAGCCUGUUUGAGCUGCGCUCCUGCAUCACGAACGGCACCGUGCUGCUCGAUAUGCGCGCCAACACCAUCGAGGAGAUCGCAGACAUGGUGAUUGACAGUCUGCUGGCAUCCGGUCAGAUGGACGAGGAUGUUCAGGACAAGGUGAGGGAGGCUGUUUUGAGACGUCAUCACCAUCAGAACGAGAAGAGGCUGAGUAACCGCAUCCCGCUUGUUCGAUCCUUCGCCGACAUCGGCAAGAAACAUUCUGAUCCCCAUCUACUAGAACGCAAUGGUAUCCUGGCGUCUCCUCAGUCGGCUCCCGGGAACCUGGACGGCAGCAAAGGGAGUGAAACUCGUGCGGGUGGUGGCAGUGGUGAAAACAGCACAGUAGACUUCAGCAAAGUGGACAUGAACUUCAUGAAGAAGAUUCCUCCCGGUGCAGAAGCCUCCAAUGUGCUGGUGGGGGAAGUGGACUUUCUGGAGCGCCCCAUCAUUGCCUUUGUGCGCCUUGCCCCUGCCGUGCUCCUCACCGGGCUCACUGAGGUCCCAGUGCCCACAAGGUUCCUCUUCCUUUUGUUGGGUCCGUUCGGGAAAGGUCCACAGUACCAUGAGAUUGGACGCUCCAUGGCCACUCUUAUGACAGAUGAGAUUUUCCAUGAUGUUGCGUACAAGGCGAAGGACCGAAAUGACCUGCUGUCAGGGAUUGAUGAGUUCCUGGAUCAAGUGACUGUGCUCCCACCAGGUGAAUGGGACCCCAGCAUCCGCAUCGAACCACCAAAGAGCGUCCCCUCUCAGGAGAAAAGAAAGAUUCCAUCUGUUCCCAAUGGCUCCGCCCACAGCUCUGAGAUCAUCAAAGAGGCAGAACAUCAGACUGGACCAGAGCUGCAGAGAACAGGAAGGCUGUUUGGUGGUUUGGUGAAGGACAUCCAGAGAAAAGCGCCUUUCCUGCUAAGUGACAUUACAGACGCCGUCAGCCUCCAGUGUUUGGCGUCCAUCCUCUUCCUGUACUGUGCCUGCAUGUCGCCCGUCAUCACUUUUGGAGGCCUGCUGGGAGAAGCCACAAAAGGAAAUAUUAGCGCCAUUGAGUCUCUGUUUGGGGCUUCCCUUACGGGUGUGGCCUACUCUGUCUUUGCGGGUCAGCCUCUCACCAUCCUGGGCAGCACCGGUCCCGUUCUGGUCUUUGAGAAGAUCCUCUUCAAGUUCUGCAGUGACUAUGGCCUGUCCUACCUGUCUCUGCGGACCAGCAUUGGCCUGUGGACCGCCUUCCUCUGCUUCCUGCUGGUCGCCACAGAUGCGAGCUCGCUUGUGUGCUACAUCACACGCUUCACAGAGGAGGCCUUCGCCGCCCUCAUUUGCAUCAUUUUCAUCUACGAGGCUCUAGAGAAGCUGGUCCAUUUGGGGGAGCUCUACCCAGUUAACAUGGGUAACCACCUGGACAACUUGACCUUCUACACGUGUGGAUGUUCCCCACCUGCCAAUACAUCAGCUGAGAUGCAUGAGAUUUGGAGCAACUUCGGCUACAACUCGUCCGAGAGCGUCCCAUGGGGGCAGCUGAGUGUGAAGGACUGUCAGACUUUACACGGCCGGUUUGUGGGCAAAGCUUGCAACCAUGACGGUCCCUUCAUCCCUGACGUCCUCUUCUGGUCUGUCAUCCUUUUCUUCACCACAUUCCUCCUCUGCUCCUUCCUCAAACACUUCAAGACCAGGAGAUACUUCCCCACCAAGGUACGGUCCACCAUUAGCGACUUUGCCGUCUUCCUCACCAUCAUGGUCAUGGUGCUGCUGGAUUAUCUGAUGGGAAUUCCUUCUCCCAAACUCAGCGUCCCAGACCGCUUUGAGCCCACCUCCAACACCCGCGGGUGGCUCAUUUCACCACUGGGUACAAAUCCCUGGUGGACACUGCUCGCCGCAGCGAUCCCCGCUCUGCUCUGUACCAUCCUCAUCUUCAUGGACCAGCAGAUCACGGCUGUCAUCGUCAACAGGAAGGAGAACAAGCUGAAGAAAGGCUGCGGCUACCAUCUGGACCUGCUGGUGGUGGCGCUGAUGCUGGGCGUGUGCUCCAUCAUGGGACUCCCAUGGUUUGUGGCGGCGACCGUGCUCUCCAUCUCGCAUGUCAACAGCCUCAAACUGGAGUCGGCGUGCGCGGCCCCAGGCGAGCAACCCAAAUUCCUGGGCAUCAGGGAGCAGCGUGUGACGGGGUUCGUGAUCUUUGCCCUUAUGGGCUGCUCCGUCUUCAUGACCUCUGCCCUCAAGUUCAUCCCUAUGCCCGUCCUCUAUGGUGUCUUCCUCUACAUGGGCGUGUCCUCGCUAAAAGGAAUUCAGCUCUUCGACCGCAUCAAACUAUUCGCCAUGGCAGCCAAGCACCAGCCCGACCUGAUCUACCUUCGCUACGUGCCUCUCUGGAAGGUCCAUGCCUUCACGGCCGUGCAGCUGUCCUGCCUCGUUGUCCUCUGGCUUGUCAAAGCGUCCUCUGCCGCCUUCAUCUUCCCCAUGAUGGUUCUGGCGCUGGUGUUCAUCCGGAAGCUUCUGGACUUUUGCUUCAGCAAGCGAGAGCUGAGCUGGCUGGAUGACCUUAUACCCGAGAGCAAGAAGAAGAAGGACGACGACAAGAAGAAGAAGCGGGAGAAGGAGGAUGCUCAGCGAAUGUCUGAGAAGGUUGAAGAAGACUUUGCUUUUGAGCCGGCCAAGGUUAUUGAGGUGCCGGUGAAAAGUUUGAAAGGACGGACGGACCCAUCAGAGGUGAACAUCUCAUACGAAAUGGACAAAAGUGGCGUGUGGAAGUCUCUCUCUGUGAAGUCUGACAGCAGCAAAGCUCUGAAACAAAGCAAAAGCCAAGAGAAUCUCACCAGCGUUGCUGUGGGUGGCGGAGAAGAUGCAAGUGCCGUCGAUGCUGAGACAUCGCUAUGAGCCGCACAGGAAGUCAAACUUCAAGAGAACCAGUUGGGUUCCUCCUCGACUCGAGGACGAAUGUGUUGGUUUUUUUUCCCUUCACCGUUUUAUGGUGAAAAUACACAAGUUUUAUUUUCACAAAGCUGACCAAUUCUUCCAUCACAUUGUUAGUGUGCAUACGUGUUGCUGUUUUAUUUGUAAAUUGAAUAAAAAUCAGUUGGAUGAUCUGA